Molecule: messenger RNA, 1797 nt
Organism: Gymnodraco acuticeps
Lineage: Eukaryota; Metazoa; Chordata; Actinopteri; Perciformes; Bathydraconidae
Product: sodium- and chloride-dependent GABA transporter 2-like
Exons: 14
Coding region: 1-1797 (598 amino acids)
Biological process (GO): sodium ion transmembrane transport
Cellular component (GO): membrane
Source: RefSeq, a predicted model, not a curated record
AUGGCCAUGGACGGAAAAAAUGGCAUCCACACAGUGUUGGUGCCAAACGGACACCCACAGACGUCUAAAGAUAAUGAGGGACGGGGUAAUUGGAGAAACAAAUCCGAGUUUUUCCUGACUGUGAUGGGUGCGAUCAUCGGCCCUGGCAAUGUAUGGAGGUUUCCCUACCUAUGCUACAGAAACGGCGGAGGCGUGUUCUUCAUCCCAUACUUCUUGUUCAUGUUUACAUGCGGAAUCCCGUUAUUCUUCCUUGAGACUGCUUUAGGACAAUACACUAGCCAGGGGAGUAUAACGUGCUGGAGAAAGAUUUGUCCGCUUUUCCAAGGCAUGGGCUAUGCCAGUCACUUAAUCAUUUUAUUUAGUGCAACCUCUUAUAUUGUCAUCAUUGCAUGGGCGUUCUUUUACCUGUUCUCAUCAUUCAGUGCGGAUUUGCCUUGGGCCACAUGUGGACACGAGUGGAACACAGAGUCUUGUCUGGAUCCCUCCCAUCCCAAUGUGAGUCUCAGCAUGGCAUCAAGACUGAAUACCACUCUUCCUGUUAUGGAGUUCUGGCAGCACCGGGUUUUGAAAAUCUCCAGUGGUAUUGAGGACGUCGGUAGCUUGAGGUGGGAACUGGUCUUUUGUCUCAUCCUGACAUGGGUCCUCUGCUACUUUUGCGUUUGGAAAGGAAUCAAGUCAACAGGAAAGGCGGCUUUCUUUACAGCUACCUUCCCCUUCAUUAUGCUGUUUGUUCUGCUCAUCCGUGGUGUCACCCUCCCGGGGGCGAUGGACGGGAUCAUUUACUACCUCUACCCUGACAUCUCCCGCCUCUCAGAUCCCCAGGUGUGGAUGGAUGCUGGAACUCAGAUAUUCUUCUCCUAUGCCAUCGGCCUUGGAUUCCUAACUUCUCUUGGGAGUUACAACACCUUCAAUAACGACUGUUACAAGGACUGUUUUUACUUGUGUCUACUGAACAGUGCCACCAGCAUUGUGUCAGGCUUCGCCAUUUUCUCUGUUUUGGGUUUCAUGACCAACGAGCAAGGAGUGGAUAUUUCUGAAGUAGCUCAAUCAGGUCCAGGGUUGGCAUUCAUUGUCUAUCCACGUGCUGUAGCCAUGAUGCCCAUGCCUCAGGUGUGGUCGGUGUGUUUCUUCCUCAUGAUCAUUCUGCUCGGAUUGGACAGUCAGUUUGUUGGUCUGGAGUGUCUGAUGACGUCACUGACGGAUUUGUUCCCUGCCCUGCGCCGAGGCUACAGACGUGAGCUGGUUCUGUUGGCUAUCUGCAGUACCUGCUGCAUAAUGGGACUCUCCCUAGUCACUGAGGGAGGCAUGUACCUGCUCCAGCUGUUGGACCAUCAUGUCUGCAGCGGCACUACCCUGCUGCUCCUCUCCUUCUGCCAGUCUGUCAGUAUUGCCUGGGUCUAUGGUGCAGACCGUUUUUAUGGCAACAUCACAGACAUGAUAGGGUAUCGUCCAUUCCCAUUGAUGAAGUACUGCUGGCGCUACAUCACUCCCUUAUUUUGUUUUGGCACCUUCAUCUUCUCUAUCGUGAAAUACACACCGCUGAGGUUCAAUAACACUUAUGUUUAUCCAUUCUGGGCUAACAUCUUGGGAUGGGUCAUUGCCAGCGUGUCCCUCUCCCUCAUCCCACUCUUUAUGUUAUACAAAAUGAUGCAUGAAAAAGGCCCUCUUCGACAGCGAUUCUUAAAUCUCUGCAAGCCUAUGGAUCUCACCUUGGACCAAAUAAGUCUUCCGAUGCUUGGAACCACUACCAGCGUGGAGCUGAAGCCCUUAUUCCCAAAUGGGGAACUUACUAAGUGA